AGAUAUCGUAGGGCUAGGUGUAUUCUGUCGUUUCUUAUCACUGGAAAGAAAAUGUAUUUAAGUGGUAAAUCGUGUAGGUAUGGUUCAUGGCCUUAUUUCGUAUAUUUUUCGGUCUUUAAAGUACAGUCUAACGAAUUCAUGAGUUGGGCUGGAGUCCUUUUCAUUACCGUUGUUUGCUAGGGCGUAUACGUAGGUACCAGAACUAGACUGAUACAUUAUUAGUGUAAAAUACAGAGGCCCAUUGCCACCUAGCGAUGGACCCUAUAAUUACAAACCUUUAUUCAUGACAUCUGUGUGUGUGUGAAAGGCAGCCAAAGAACGGCGAAAGCAGUGUUGUUGAAUUCCUACGUACUUAAUUACCCGUGCUUGCUAGGGUGUAAGUAGUACCAGUAGAAGACCGAUGAAUUAUCAGUGUAUAAAAAUAAAAUGUUGACGUUCAUUCCACCUAGGAGAUGGACCCUGCAAUUACAAAACUUGUUCAAACCACCCGCAAGUGUGAAAAGCAGCCGCCAAAGAGCGGCGAAAGCAGGACGAUCUAUAUUGCUAUACCAACACAGGGUAAACACUACGUCAUGCCUGGGCCGUUUCAAGCUACGUUGCCUUACGAUCCUUAUUUAUAAGGUUAGUUCUGGUUAGGCUCAAGCGAGUGACAGGUGGACCAAAAGGCAUCGAUUAAAAUAUAUAUCUUUAUUGUUCUGGCAAAGGCUGACAACGAGGUAACGUAGCGAGUAAGCGGGCCUUCCAGUAAUAAGAGAGGAAGAAGAAGCAGCAUUUCCUGGGGAGAUCCAACAGGCCCCAACGUAGGGAAAUGUUCACAGCCACAUGACCAAAUGACAGUGCAGAGCACUUGGAGGAAACAGGGCCAUAGAAUCUCAAGCACUAAGAUGUUAACUCCUUUGGCUUCUCAAAGAACUGCUCAUGAAGGAAACGCUAAAGGCUUAUCAUCGGCAACUUUAAUUUCGGUCCUGUUGUCUGUCAUACUUGUCAUGCACGAGCGCAGUACGCCAUGUACAAAAGCACUCCAACGUUCACAACAGGACAAGAGCUGGCAACUCGAUACUGGUGGAACAUCACGCAGCUGGCAGCGGCUGCAUCCCAAGAUAUCUUUCUUAUCGUGUACUCCUCCAUGGAUGGCACUGAUAAUGGCACAAAAAGCAUUGAGACUUACUGCCUGGAAAAUGAGAGGCGGCAUGUGACCAUGGAACUGAUCGAAGAAGGUUACGACAAGGAGAAACUCGCCUCGAACCCGAGCGAAGUUUUCUUCGACCUCCAGCUGACCCGGAAAGUUAUGGACAAGGUUCUCGUGGAAGACGAAAACAGGGACAUCCUUGAGAAGAUCAGGAAGAAGAUCAGGUGGCUGACCUACCAGCGAAACGAAGUCUGCCACGAAAUGCUCACCUCCCUCGAGCUGCUCAAUCUGAAAUUGAAACUGGGGACGCUGAAAGGUGUUCUCCGGCAACUUUAUAACCUGGCUUCCCAGUUUUCGAAAAUAAACAAGGAAACCACAGACGCAGCUUUAGAAUUCUUCUUGGAUGAGUUAGAUGUUCAUCGAUCAGUGACCACUGUAACUCAGUACAAGUCUCAAAGACGAUUCAGGCACAGACGUAAAAGGAAGUUUGUUGAAAGUGAAGAAGGCAGCUCUGAUGACGAUGAUGAUGAAGAAUCAGAAGAGAAAAACAGUAAUAAUUCUGAUGAUCAAUGGCCAGCUGGCAAGGACAGAAAUUCUUUUGCAUUGGAGAGUGAAAAUAAUUCUGAGUUAUCUGAUAUGGAAGAACCUAAGAUUGGUUCACAUGACCUGACACGUAACCUGCGCAAACGCAAUGAGUUUCAUUUGAACAACAAUAGAAAUAAGUAUGUCAUGGGUGCCCCUUGGGAAACGGGAGACCUGGACAUUUACAGUGUAGAAGAAAAUACACAAGGAAAUUCUGAGCACAAAACAACCUCUUAUACAAAUCCUUACACAGAUGGAACCUUUCAAGAAAUCUGGCGGGCACAAGGCUCAACCAUUUGCGUUCAAGUAGGACUCUACUGUUCGAGGGGAUGGCAAAAUCAAUUCGAAAAUUUUCAGACAGUUUUGCCAUCAGGUGAGCAAUUCAUGCUGUUCUGGCAACAGUGCCAGUGUGAGGAUCACUGUGCGAAAGACAAGCCACGUAGUAGUAAAGUCCAGUUCACUCCCCCGAAAAUAGAUAUCCGAACGCGUAGCAAAUCCCUGGGCAGAAAGGCGUCCCGAUACAUCCUGUACAGGCAGCGCCUGGGCAGAAGGAAGUAUAGAAUCAGGAGAGAAAAAUCAUCUCAGGCAAAGAGAAAUUUAUGGAACAUAUUGGACCAGACUGAGAUGUGUGUACCAGAAAUACAAAAGGGCGUGUUUGGGAACAAAUGGGAAGACAUAAUUCGAAGAGAAGAGGCCAUUGUGGCGAUUGAAAACUGGGACAUCUUGAUAGCAGAGGAGGAGUGGAACAACGAAAGAUGGAUUGACAUACAAGACCUUAAGGUUUCUUCCUCAGACAAAGAAGAGGAGAGUCAGACUACUGAAGAAUCUGCAAAGGAGCAGAGUAGUACUACACAUUACUCAGGAGGUUCCGACUUACUUUCCUCUGAAAUUCUAGAUUGUUGCAAAUUGAAAACAAAAAGGAUUUUCUUCACUUCCGCCUCUAUCAUCUUGCUCAUCUCUGUGUUGGCAAUCUCCUCUGGUAUGUUUGUUAUUGUGGCAGCAUUUCUUGUAGUCUCUCUCAUUGGAAAAGUCAUCACCGAACUCGUCAAUGUAAUGGCUGUCACUUUACUUCUGUGCAGUCUUGGAUGUGUUGCCUUUAUCACAUUUCUCAUUGUGAAGUUUCUGCUCGUGGUGCUAGUCUCGAUCAUAAAAAUAGCGUCAGUGUUUCUAUUCUUCAUCCGGUUUUGUGCAGUACUUGAACAGCGCUGUUCUGAGGCAGUGCAGAGGCUGAAUCGUCUGUCUCAGUAGUAGCUGUUCUGAGGCAGUGGUCUAUCUCAGCAGUAGCUGUUCUGAGGCAGUGGUCUAUCUCAGCAGUAGCUGUUCUGAGACAGUGAUCUUUCUCAGCAGUAGUUUUUCUGAGGCAGUGGUCUAUCUCAGCAGUAGCUGUUCUGAGACAGUGAUCUUUCUCAGCAGUAGUUGUUCUGAGGCAGUGGUCUAUCUCAGCAGUAGCUGUUCUGAGGCAGUGGUCUAUCUCAGCAGUAGCUAUUCUGAGACAGUGAUCUUUCUCAGCAGUAGUUGUUCUGAGGCGGUGGUCUAUCUCAGCAGUAGCUGCAUGUUAGCAUUUCUCUUUGAGGAUCUGUAGCACACUGUUUAUAAGCACUUGGUAGUUCAUUUUCAGUAAUUAAAUGUAAAUGAAGGACAAAAAAUCGUGACAUCUGUUUGUAGCUAUACUUAAUCAGAUGACUGCAAUUACCUCUAAAGCACCCAGACUGUCAGUUUUGACAGUAAAACAAGACCUUUUACAAGAUUUUCUACUUUCUAGAAUUGGAGGAUUAUUUUAUGUUCUAAUUUUAGACUUUUAUGCUUUAAGACAAGUCUUAGACAAAGUGUGUAGGCCUAAAACAAAUACCGGUCAAGUAAGCACGUAGAAAAUGACAGUAGUAUUGAAUAGAAUUUCCUUACUUUCUGACCCGUUUGAAUGGUAGUUUAUCAAUUUUCCAUUCCUGGACUUGGUCUUGGUAUCCUUCAUAAUCACAAGACGCUAUCCAAUACAACAGGGAAGGAGAACACCCAAAACAAACUGGCAUCACACAGCGUGCUUGCAAUUCAAGUGGGCUUAUUUGUUAUAGUGAUCAAAGUCAUUCGUUUUAAGAACUGAAGUUUUGCUCAAUUAAAUUAUAGCUUUUAAUGCAGAUUGGAAUGUAGUGGACUUUGUGUGUUUUACAGCACAUGUUUCAAGGAUUUACAUAGACUUAUAGAUUUUUCUUCAUAGACUUAUAGAUUUUUCUUCUCUCCGUGGAAGUACAGGGUGUCCAUAAAGUCCCCGUACCAUUACAACUAUUUAUUGCUCAGAAUGGUACGGGGACUUUAUGGACACCUUAUAUAAUCCUUGCCUCGCUUUCUGUCCAGAUGACUGACCGUCUCCCCGUUUUCAUUGUUAUCUGUGUUCCUGUCGACUCAGCUAUUUGUUUCUGUCAUAACGGUUCUUUGUCUGUCUCUCAUGCGCACAGCGUAGUCUCUGUCAGGUUGUCUGUAUGAUUUAGUCUGGAAUGUGUUCCCAUUGUAAAGUUCAGAACAAAGGUGCUUUCGUUAAGAUUCACUGUUUUGUUCACAAAUUUAAACAAAUCCGUAAUCACUAUAACUGUAAUUUUAUAUUUCAAUUGUCUCGAAUGUCUUCUCUAUACUUUAGGAAAAUUUAUUUCAGAUUUACUAAAUUUUAAAAAUAAUGACCAGAAAAUGAAGUUAUAGACAUCUUGCGACUUGCAUGGUUCCAAUCCAAUGUUCGGUUGUGUUUCCAGAGUCCUGCAACGAAAUUGUUCUUCUGAACAACAUUUUUAAUAGAAUUGCUCUUCAUCUCUCACUUAACUCUCAACUGAUGUUGCAAUGAGCAAGAUACUGUAUUUACCUGCUUGAUGAUUUUUAUUUAAUUUUUCAAGUGUAUCCAAUUGUAAUCCGUUAUUCAAUUCGCACAUUGUAGUACCAUGUGAGUGAUCAAUGAUAUAACUAAUGUACUACAUCUUUUACACUGCUUAUUUGGAAUAAUUCAGCACCAAGUUUCAGCCAUGGAAUUUUUCAUUUGAUGAAUAAAAAAUUCAAGUUUC
Messenger RNA from Macrobrachium nipponense, 4752 nucleotides. RefSeq lists its product as uncharacterized. The transcript is spliced from 2 exons. Bases 1007 to 2959 code for a protein of 650 amino acids. The record is from RefSeq and is a predicted model, not a curated record. NCBI's taxonomy places the organism in Eukaryota, Metazoa, Arthropoda, Malacostraca, Decapoda, Palaemonidae.